AGAUUUCAAGUUUAUUUGUGGUCAAAAGACCGAUCAUAUUUGAUUUUGAACGAAUCAAAAUGGAUGCUGGGUGUGAAUGAACUAUGUACUGAAAAACGAACAGCUUUUUAUCGAGUUGUGUCGUGGGCCCGAUUUUAAUUGGGAAUCCGGCGUCGCGAUUUUGUUUAGCCAAUAUUGAAAUAGUGAGAAACGUAGUGUUAAAGGAAAAAGGAUCAACCAUAAUAACGUUCAAUACAGAAGUCACCGUGUCGGUAAUGUGUUUAUACGAAAGAUUCGGUGGAGCCCACAAUCCGCAGGUGGCACUAGGAUGAGGACUUUGACGGAUAUAUUGUAUGUCGAUCCGAAUUCGCGAGUGUUUAAUGCGUCGGUGUUCCCCUGUCUCGGUGCGACAUGGCGAGACGGCUCGGACUAAAGUGUCGCUCGCGUGAUGUAUGAGCGGUCAGACAUGAAAUGCAUAUACAGGAAGGAACAAACACAACUCUGACAACAUGUACCAAAAUGACAGAGGAAGUAGACAGAAGACAUGGCGUGAAUGGUAACAGCAGCAGUAAGGGUGCGAGUGAGGAUGCUCCUGUGAACAGUUCUGCUCUCACUGCUACUGGUGGGAGGCUUAAGUUUUUCAAAGAUGGAAAGUUUAUUCUGGAGUUGGUGCGCGGGUGCGCACGAGAAGGCGAACGUGCUGGCUGGGUGUCGGUGCCACGUAAGACGUUCUGGCCGCCGGCCGCCGCGCCGCCCACGCCACCCGCAGCUGCGCACCCGCCCUCCGCCUCGCUGUCUGUCUCUGACGACAACAGCUCCGUGCAGUCUUCGCCGUGGCAGCGCGACCACUGCUGGAAGCAAACUGCACCGCGCAGAAACAUUUCCAAAGAGUUAGCCAUGUACUACUGCCGACCCAGCACUCUGCAUACCGCCGCUAUCGAGGUGGCCAGCCGGCUUAAGCGAAGGAGACCGUAUGACACCACUCACCUGGAUGGAAUCGUAAAUGGGACUAAUUCCAGGAAAACAUUAACUAAUGGAGUUAAUGAUAAAAAGAAUGGCGACGUUGGAUCGCCAGACAACAGGGCUUGUCGGAGCGAUGACGUUGUCGACGGCACUGGACCGAAAGUAAAGACCAACUCUGAUGACGAUCGAUGGACUGAUUACGAUCGAGAAAAAUACUAUCACAUGAAACUAAAGAAACCGUAUCAGUAUCGUAAGUUAAGGGUUUAUAAAAAGACGAAACCUGCGCUAAGACGUAAGGAAUUGACUAAAACGAUAAAUAAACUUCGCGAUAGAAUUUCUUCUCUACCUGUGCCUGUUAAUGCGAAAUUAGCAAACUGCAGGCAGGAGCAUAUGAUGGUGUCUCCGAGAAAACGCAUUCUCCGAGAGUUGGAACGAGUAAGUCUUGAAGACCAGAGUAUGAAACGUCGAGCUAAAACAGUGCCCGCUUUAAGUACAGCUUCAUAUCCACCGUCACCUGGUCCUAGCCACACCACGCACAAACCAGUCGUUGAGACGCCGAUACGAUCACAUAAUGGUACGGCAGCACCACGGAAAGAGACGCCAAGUCAUGUUUCCAAGAACGUUAGCAGUUAUAGUAUACACUCUCUUUUAAGUAUGCCAGACGACAGCCCAACAAGGAGGUCUCCAGAGGCGAAGCGGUCUCCGCACUCGCAUCCACCGUCCUUGAAAACUGAGUCACCAUCGAGUGUAAACUCGCCAGAUUUGAGUCCAAGCCCAGAUAAUUACCGUUACCGGUACUCCGCGCUGAUGGGCUCACCAGGCCAGGGUGGGCUAGCACGUGACUCGCCUACGCCGCCACUGGAGCUAGCUCGCUACCGGGCGCCCUACCCGCCGCCCACCUCGCCGUACGGCGUGCGGCAGUGGGGCGGUGUAAGCGUGGGCGCGCAAUACCGUGGAUCGCCAGCACGCGACGAGUGGGGUCGGGACAUGGCUUACAUGUACCCGUACUCUUACAUGGGCCCUCAUUUAUAUCGCACACCGCCGCCGCCGCUCUGGAUGCAGUAUCCUAUGUCACCCGGUGUGCCGCCGGGCCCUUGGGCUCCUCUGGCGAUGCCGCUUACCAACGACCACAUACCUAAAGAUGAACCUACUUCAGAUUUGCCGCUCAAUUUGUCGAAACACUGAUGUACACGGCGCUGGCGCAAGUCUGACACGUGAGACUGAACACACAAACAAACAUUGUUUUAAUAAAUUCGGUCAAUUUCGCUCCAUCGUGCGUGACACGUACACCGAGUCCCGCCAUGUUAUAUGCUACGUAAAUCUUUCGCGUGUGUUGUUAAAAAAAGGCGAUUUAGACUUUUAAAUUGAUAUGUAGCUGAUAAUAUGGCAAAACAGCAAUAUUCAUGAUCUAUAGGUAAAGUUAAUGAUGCAUGUGGAAGAUAAGCACGGUAAACUUGUGGUGUCAUGUCGUCAAUAUAAUUGUCCAAUGAACAUUCCACUCACAUUCAACGAUUGGCGCAUGCAGAAAUCCAAAAAUUAGAUCCCACCUAACCCAGCGUAUGUGAUCGCGCUGUUGCGAUUAUGUAUUUUAUAUAUUGUAACUGUAGCAAAUAUCUUUUGCAAGCUUGCAAAAAUAUUUUUGUAUAGAUUGUCGUUUUCCGACUGAGCACUCUGUUCGGGGAUCUAUUUACAAACUAAUGUAUAUUACACUGAAAUAUUAUAUUUUAGUAUAGAUGUAUGUAUGCAGAGUCAUGUGUGUAUUUUCAUACGAAAUAUUUGUACUGCGAAAUAAAUAUUUUAAUAUUGGCUA
Spodoptera litura is the source of this 2752-nucleotide messenger RNA. RefSeq names its product transcriptional corepressor hairless (gene H). Lineage: Eukaryota; Metazoa; Arthropoda; Insecta; Lepidoptera; Noctuidae. The record is from RefSeq and is a predicted model, not a curated record.